CUAAAGUCAUUUGCCAGCUUCAGGAUUCGGCAAAACUAUCUCCAGCAGAGGAUUUUCUAAAACAAAAUGAAGGGAAAACCAUUGAGCAGAUUAAAGAUUUGGCUGAGAAAUCUGUUUGUGUUGUGUUUGCCACUAUUAAAUUCAUUCCUGAUGACAACAGUUGGUAUUACCCUGCUUGCAAGUGUAACAAAAAGGUGUACCCAGCUGAGGACAUGUACUUUUGUGAAGCCUGUGUUCGCCAUGUUGUUACUGCAAUUCCUAAAUACAAAAUUCGUUUGAGGGUUAUGGAUGCUAAAGAUUCGACAACCUUUGUUUUAUUUGAUCAAGAGGCCAACAAUCUUCUUAAUAAGCCAUGUUCUGAAUUGGUUGAAAAAUGCCAUAAGGACCCUAGCGAUUCUCAGGUUCCGUCGGAGAUUAUGAGUUUGAUUGAUAAGUCAUUUUUAUUCAAGAUUGAAGUUGACAAUAGUUCCAACACAUGGUUUGAGCCAUCUUAUAAGGUGAAGAGAAUUUGUUCUGAUCCUGAAGUCAUUUCCCAAUUUAAGAACGCAAAUCCCCACUUAGAAAGCUCUCCUCCCUAUAUGCUUUUAACAACUCCUAGCUCAGGGAGUGUUGGCCAAGGAUCUUCUUCAAGUUUUGCUAAGGAUCUUAAUGAAGAUUUUAAUGUUGCUGGUGGGCUUUCUUCAAACAAUUCUCCUGUUGCUGAUAAAAGUAGAGGUUGUCGAGAAGGUUCUAUAGUGUUGGCUCCUGUUUCUGAACUGAAAAUGCAGUUCGAAACCCAAAAGAAAUCCAACAAGGGAAAGGCAGAAAUUCUACCUAAAAAAGAUUGUCUUGAUGUUUGUAAGGCUUCGAAUGGUGCUCCCGGUGGUUCUUCUACAGCCUGCUAUCCAUAUAACUUGAUCAAUGAACCUGCUGCUAUUGAAGCCUCUUCUAAAUUAGUUAGUGGUGUUAAUGGAUCAUCCCCCCUAGAAAAUCCCGAGCUUUCAGCAACUAAGCACGAUGAUCUGGCUCAUGAUAAGGAGGUCAAAGUCCCACAAAAAAUGAAAUCAGUGGCUUCUAAAAAGAACGUUUCUGCUUCUUCUAAAAAGAAUGUUCAGGACAAAGCUCUUAAUGUUGAAACGGAGGGUAUCAUCAAAGCUUCCCUACCAUACAAUGUGAAUUCUGAGAAACCUCUUCAUGUGGAAAGCAAUGAUUCUCCUCCUGCUAAACGUCCUAGCCCUGAAGCAAAUCCUAUUUCUGACAACAAGAAGCCUCUGAAGAUGGUCAAGAAAGAGAAAAUUUGAGAGAGUUUAUGUCUAUUCAAAAGUGUUUUGUUUUUUUGAUGUUUUUUGUUGGCUCUAUGAGCCAUUGAUGGUGUUAUGCGAAUUUUCAUUAUGAUUUUGUAGUUUGUCAUUUUGAAGAUCCUUUCAAUUUUGCCCUCUAAGGGAUGUACUUGACUUUUUCAUCCGAUGAUCGGAUACACCGUUUAUCUUAUGCAAUGUUCCCUUUUUCCAUAAGUUGAUCUAUUA
Lotus japonicus is the source of this 1505-nucleotide messenger RNA. RefSeq lists its product as uncharacterized. The transcript is spliced from 7 exons. The coding region runs from base 213 to 1280 and encodes 355 amino acids. The record is from RefSeq and is a predicted model, not a curated record. Lineage: Eukaryota; Viridiplantae; Streptophyta; Magnoliopsida; Fabales; Fabaceae.